Messenger RNA from Pipra filicauda (Wire-tailed manakin), 3677 nucleotides. RefSeq names its product phosphodiesterase 9A (gene PDE9A). Gene Ontology annotation, molecular function: 3',5'-cyclic-GMP phosphodiesterase activity. The transcript is spliced from 15 exons. Gene Ontology annotation, biological process: cGMP catabolic process. The coding region runs from base 1610 to 2800 and encodes 396 amino acids. The record is from RefSeq and is a predicted model, not a curated record. Lineage: Eukaryota; Metazoa; Chordata; Aves; Passeriformes; Pipridae.
CUAUCUCUAUGAUUCUAUGAAUUCACCAGCCUGGUGCUGGCAGGGAGAGGGAGAUGCCCAUGCUCCAGCCUUUCUUGGCCACAGCAGAAAAGAUGGAGGGAAACCAAGCCACCUCCCCAAACCCUAUGCAGUCCCUGCCUGCAGCCUGUUGGGGCUGGCAGGAUGGCAAGGGGAGACAGGGAGAGUGGGAGGAUGGAGGUGGCUCCCUGGCCUUGAUCCCAGCUGGUAAGAGAGUAGAGGAAGAGUUAUUGCUGAGCAGGGCGGUGCAAAGCAGAGGGCACUUGGCAGUGGGUAAUAAACCAUCUGUGUCAGUGCAGGGCAACCUGAGCUGCCUCAGCGUGUCCCUGGUCCCCGCCCGGCAGGGAAGGUGUGCACUCUCUGCCAGCCCUCCAAUCCGGCCACGGUGGGAGUCACAGGAAAAAAUGCUCCUGCCAUAUUGCCCCGCACCUGCUUUCUUCCCUGACCUGCUGGAGACAAGGCAAAAUGGCUCCUUCCUCUGUGAUGUCCCAGCCAAGCUCCCUGCUGAGAUUGGCAGAGGCCAACGGGCAAGGAGCCGAAGUCCCUGUGCCCGCAGCGAGCACGGGAAUGAGCCAUGGGAAGCCCGGGGAAGCCUGAGCCGGCCAUCCCCUGCCCAGAAUUACACGAUUGCAGCAUCUUCUGGAGGGGUGGGUUCUGAUUUUCUUUUGUCAGGUGUAAAACACCCUGUGUGUCGUGCAGAAAUCUGACUUGAUGAGCGCCUGCAUUUGCAAACGCUGCACGUUCACGGUGCUGCUGUGGGGGGGUGAGGUGAGAACAGAGUUGCUGUUGGGUUUUGGGGUGCUGCAGCAGGAAACCCUGGGCAAGGUACCCAAGCUACAUGCAGUAGGAUUUCCUUUUCACAGAGGGAAUCACAGCAAAAGAAAUGAAGAAGCUGAGGGAAAAGGUAUCUGUGUGCACCUGGGCUAUCAGCCCUGCCCAGACGUAUAAAAAAAAGAAGACAGAGGGUAAUAAAGAGCGUAAAAGCACACCUAACCCUCCUGUUCUACAAAGGAGGGGACAAGUGAGACUACACGAUCUUGGAACAACGUCUCAUUUCCUUCAGAAACAGGGGUUACCAGAGGUCUCCCCCUCAGAAAGGAACAGGGCAGAGAAAUGGAUCUUUGUCUCUUUAAGAUGAGACGAACUGCCACUCUUAGUCAUAUAUCUUUACUGCACCCUAGGGUUAUAAAAACAUACAUCUUCAUUUUGAAAGUCUUUUAUUACAUCCAUAAACAUCAGAUUGCAGCUGACUGUUCCCUGGAUGAGAAUUUCCUAGUACUCCAAGUGAGUUUUGACAGGGGGAGGGAGUGAAAGUAAGAUUGUUGGGUUUUUUUUUUUUUACUGGAACGGUGUUUAUAGGGAACUUGUCAGUCUCUGGCACGCUACAGCCACUGUCAGAGGGCUGAGCAGCAUUGGAGUGAGAGGACACGGGUUUCUCCGCUUAUUUUCACUGUCUGACUCGGGUGCCAUCCCAGGUGCAGCACACGAGAAAGAAGAAUUGUUCCAGAAUUUAUUGGGACAGAUUGCAGAGCAGUUCUCGAGGGUUUUUAAAAUCAAUGAGCUGAAAACGGAAGUAGCUAAUCACUUGGCAAUGCUGGAGAAAAAGGUUGAAUUGGAAGGCCUGAAAGUGGUGGAGAUUGAGAAAUGCAAGCGCGACAUUAAAAAGAUGAGGGAGGAAAUGGCAGCAAGAAGCAGCAGGACUAACUGUCCCUGCAAGUACAGCUUUUUGGAUGAAAACAAGAGACCGGCUCCCCGAAGGGAUGUACCAUCCUACCCAAAGUACAUGCUGUCCCAGGAGACCAUCGAAGCACUUCGGAAACCAACCUUUGACGUCUGGCUGUGGGAGCCCAACGAGAUGCUGAGCUGUUUGGAACACAUGUACCACGACCUUGGGCUGGUAAAAGACUUCAACAUCAAUCCUAUCACGUUAAAGAGGUGGUUGCUGUGUAUUCAUGACAAUUACAGAAACAACCCCUUCCACAAUUUCCGGCACUGCUUCUGCGUGACCCAGAUGAUGUACAGCAUGAUCUCGCUCUGCAGACUCCAGGAGAAAUUUUCCCAGAUUGACAUUUUGAUUCUCAUGACUGCAGCAGUAUGCCAUGACUUGGACCAUCCAGGCUAUAACAACACCUACCAGAUAAACGCGCGGACCGAGCUCGCCGUGCGCUACAACGACAUCUCCCCGCUGGAGAACCACCACUGUGCCGUGGCUUUCCAGAUCUUUUCCCAGCCAGAAUACAACAUUUUCUCCAAUGUCGACCAGGACCAAUUCAAACAGAUAAGACAGGGGAUAAUUACAUUAAUCCUGGCUACAGACAUGGCGAGACACGCAGAAAUACUGGACUCUUUCAAGGAAAAAAUGGAAAAUUUUGAUUAUUCAAAUGAAGAACACAUGACCUGUCUGAAGAUGGUGCUGAUAAAAUGCUGUGAUAUCUCCAACGAAGUCCGCCCGAUGGAAGUAGCAGAGCCCUGGGUGGAUUGUUUACUAGAGGAGUAUUUUAUGCAGAGCGACCGAGAAAAAUCCGAGGGGCUUCCAGUGGCGCCGUUCAUGGACCGCGACAAAGUGACCAAGCCCACGGCACAGAUCGGCUUCCUGAAGUUCGUCCUCAUCCCCAUGUUUGAAACAGUAACAAAGCUAUUCCCAGAAGUGGAGGAGGUGAUGCUCCAGCCCCUGUGGGAAUCCAGGGACCACUACGAGGGAUUAAAACAGAUAGAUGAUGCUAUGAAAGAGCUGCAGAAACAGAAAAGUGAAAGUUUGACAGCCGGCAGCACCGAAAAGUGAGACGAGAAAAGCCCUUGAACAAAACACAAGCCCCGAGGUUGCUCCGGUUUUGAGAAAUGCUGUAUUUGCCAAACAGACGUGGCGGCUGCGUCAAAAUCCAGCUGGGACCGUGCAUGAGGAGAAGUGGCAGGGAUGGAUGUCCUGCCUGCCUGGGCACCUCAUCUACAGCCUGCAGCCUCCUUGCACAGGCGCUGCCGCCGUCGGACGAGGGUUCCCCACGCUCCAACAUUCCCAGCAGGAUUCCCCCUGCGGACAGUGCACAGGCUGCAGCACGGCUCAAACCUCCAGCAGAGCUGCCUUUUUGGUGACCAAACUGUCAGCCACAGUGUGUAGAGACAAAUCAGAGUCUUAGCUAAGGAGCUUUUCCUGGAAAGUGUUCCACUGGCAUCCAAAAACACCAGAAGAAGUUGUUUUAGUGAAGAUACUCUCUCUAUGUGUACAGCAGUAUGCUAAUUACAGCACAGCUUAACAGAUGCUUAUAUACUGACAAGGGUCCUGGCAUACAUUUUUGUUUGCCCAGUAGGCCCUAAUUACACAUUUCUCUGCAUUAUUCCCUGAAUUUUAUAGUGUUCACAGUGCAUUCAGAGGCCCAGCAUAGUGGAUGCAAUUUUCUUUUUUUUUUUUUCUACACUAGAAGAAAUCAGAAGAAACCUUAGUGAGUUUGCAGGGUUGCUUUGUGGCCUGGUACAGCUGGACACCAUGGGAUCCUUCAGCAUGAGCAAAGAAGGAGCACAAAGCUGAAACCACGGUGCAAACACAUUUUUAUCCUUGUUGAUGCAAAAAAGCAACAAAAAAACCCCUUCAAAGAUGUACAGAUUUUUUUUUUUUUUUUUUACUUUUAAACUGAUCUGCUAAAUAAUAUAUUCUUCUACAGAAA